ACCACCCCGAGACGUUGGGGUGAGCUCACACCCAUUAUACAGGUGGAGAACAGAAGUGCCAGAAGUCCAGCGGCUGGCUCCAGGCCAGGAGCUUGGCAGAAAACAAGGCCAGCAUCCUACUCCUUCCACUCCCACUUCACACAACAGAAAACGGAGACUUGCCCAAACUCAGCGAGUAAGAGUAAGGCAGAACCGAAUUCAACCAGGUUUCUCUGAUCCUUAUCCAUUCAUUCAUCCAAAAAUACAGAGCACCUGCUUUGUGCCAGGCAUUGAAUCAGUGCUGGGGAAUACAGUGGUGUCAGCAAGAUAGCCAAGCUCUCUGCUUAACAUGCAUAAUCAAACAGAAUGGUAGCAGAGAGUGGUUCAUAGAAGCUGAGCCCCUGACCCAUGGUCACACAGGAGGGGGUGGCUGUCAGUGGCCAAGAUGGAAUUGAAGGUUUCCUGAUUCAAGUUCACUGCUGUUUUUUUUCUUCCAGUCCCUGCUUCUAAGGCAGGUUUACUCUCUGAGAUGUUAAAGACGGCUGCCAGCUGCCCCAUGCUCACUUCUUACCAAUGAGGCAACUUCUAUGGAAGGAGAAAGCCUCCACCUUGAAGAUUGCAGCAAAACUCCUGGGGCUGCCUCUGACUGGUUUGAUCUGGGUCAGGUGUUCACUUUGAACCAACCACUGAGGACAGAGAGACACAGUGUUCUGAUUGGCCAGGUAUGGAUCACAUUCCCGCUCCCGCCUCAGCUGAGGGAUGGGAUUCCACCCUGGAAAGCCCCCAGGGAGCAUAAACACAGAGUGGAUGAGCACACAGUGGUUCUCACUGUCACUGGGGAGCCCUGCUACUUUCCUUUCCGGUACAACCGGCAACUGUACCACAAAUGCAUCCACAGGGGCCGGCCUGGCCCACGGCCCUGGUGUCCUACCACCCCCAACUUCGAGCAGGACCAGCAAUGGGCAUACUGCCUGGAGCCCAAGAAAGUGAAAGACCACUGCAGCAAACACAGCCCCUGCCAGAACGGAGGGACCUGUGUGAACAUGCUACACGGCCCACACUGCAUCUGUCCAGAACACUUCACUGGGAAGCACUGCCAGAGAGAGAAGUGCUUUGAGCCUCAGCUUCUCCAGUUCUUCCACGAGAAAGAAAUAUGGCAUAGGCUUGAACCGGCAGGUGUGGCCAAGUGUCAGUGCCAGGGUCCUGAUGCUCACUGCAAGCUGCUGGCCACCCAGGUCUGCCGCACGAACCCGUGCCUCAAUGGGGGCAGCUGCUUAGAGGCGGAGGGCCACCUCCUGUGCCGUUGCCGGGCCGGCUACGCUGGACGCAUCUGCGACGUGGACACUGAGGCGCGCUGCUACGACGGCCGCGGGCUUGACUACCGCGGUAGAGCCCAGACAGCGCUCUCCGGCGCCCGGUGUCAACCGUGGGCCUCAGAGGCCACCUAUCAGAAAGUGACUGCAGAGCAAGCGCUUAACUGGGGACUAGGCAACCAUGCCUUCUGCCGGUGCAAUGGGAACCCGGACAAUGACACCCGCCCGUGGUGCUUCGUGUGGAGUGGCGACCGGCUGAGCUGGGAAUAUUGCCGCCUGGCACGCUGCCAGGCCCCAAACGGGGCGGCUCCUCAGAGCCUGUCUCCAACCCGGGUCCCCACUGGGCGCCCGGGCCUUCCCUUGCCCUCGCUUUCAGCAUUGCAGAAGCCUCAGCCCCCGACCCCAGCCUCGGGCGCCACCCCGGAGCAGCCCACUCCUGUGCCCAGUUCGGGCUGCGGACAGCGGCUCCGGAAACGGUUGUCCUCGAUGAGCCGCGUCGUCGGGGGACUGGUGGCCCUGCCCGGGGCGCACCCCUACAUCGCCGCGCUGUACUGGCGCCACAAUUUCUGCGCGGGCAGCCUCAUCGCCUCCUGCUGGGUGCUGACGGCCGCUCACUGCCUGCAGAACCGGCCAGCGCCGGAGGAGCUGACGGUGGUGCUCGGUCAGGACCGCCAUAACCAGAGCUGUGAGCAGUGCCAGACGCUGGCCGUGCGCGCGUACCACCUGCACGAGGCCUUCUCGCCCCUCACCUACCAGCACGACGUGGCGCUCCUGCGCCUGCAGGAGACAGCGGACGGCCACUGCGCGCUCCCGUCGCCUUUCGUUCAGCCGGUGUGCAUGCCCAUGCCGAACGGCCCUGCCCGCCCAGCCGAGCCCGAGGCCGCGCUCUGCGAGGUGGCCGGCUGGGGCCACCAGUUCGAGGGGGCUGGGGAAUAUUCCAGCUUCCUGCAGGAAGCGCAAGUGCCGCUCAUCUCUUCCGAGCGCUGCUCCGCCCCCGACGUGCACGGAACCUCUUUUACCCCCGGCAUGCUCUGCGCUGGCUUCCUCGAGGGCGGCACUGACGCCUGCCAGGGUGACUCCGGGGGCCCGCUAGUGUGUGAGGACGAGGCCGCAGAGAGCCAACUCAUCCUGCGAGGUAUCAUCAGCUGGGGUUCGGGUUGCGGCGACCGCUACAAGCCAGGUGUGUACACCGACGUGGCCAGCUACCUGACCUGGAUCCAGGAGCACGCCAGUUCCUGA
Molecule: messenger RNA, 2531 nt
Organism: Ailuropoda melanoleuca (giant panda)
Lineage: Eukaryota; Metazoa; Chordata; Mammalia; Carnivora; Ursidae
Gene: F12
Product: coagulation factor XII
Exons: 16
Coding region: 567-2531 (654 amino acids)
Biological process (GO): zymogen activation; blood coagulation
Cellular component (GO): rough endoplasmic reticulum; extracellular region
Molecular function (GO): serine-type endopeptidase activity; calcium ion binding
Source: RefSeq, a predicted model, not a curated record